UUACCAACCGCGUGCGAUUUUCAACCGAAUCCGUAGGAUCUAUACAUUUUGGCCAGUAAACAGAGGGAAUGCAGCGCCAGAAACCCAAGGGACCGGGCAAGCCGGGUCCACGAUUCAAGCCUGGCUCGGGCAAGGGCAAGGGAGCCGCCGGUGGCCGGGGUAGCGGCGACAACAAGCUAAAGCGUCCGCGCCAGGAGUUCAAUAAAUCCCGACUGGCCGCCACCGAUGCAGAGAUCCAAGAACUGAAGGCCAAGUACGCGGAGAUAGAUGCGCCGGCCAUUAAGAAGUUCGCACAGUUUCCGCUGUCCAAGAAGACCCAAAUGGCGCUGGCGGAGUCCAAGUUCGUGCACCCCACGCAGGUGCAGCGUGAGAGCAUUGGACCCGCCCUGCUGGGCAAGGAUGUGCUGGGUGCGGCGGUCACAGGAAGUGGCAAGACCUUGGCCUUCCUCAUACCCGUUCUGGAGCACCUGUUCAUAAACAAAUGGUCGCGCACCGAUGGCGUGGGCGCCAUCAUCAUCUCGCCCACCCGCGAGCUGGCCUACCAGAUCUUCGAGACCCUGAAGAAGGUGGGCAAGCACCACGACUUCUCCGCCGGCCUCAUCAUCGGCGGCAAGAACCUGAAGUUCGAGCGGACUCGCAUGGACCAGUGCAACAUACUGAUCUGCACACCUGGCCGCCUGCUGCAGCACAUGGACGAGAAUCCGCUCUUCAACACAAGCACCAUGGAGGUGUUGGUCCUGGACGAAGCCGAUCGCUGUUUGGACAUGGGUUUCCAGAAGACGCUCAACUCUAUCAUUGAAAACUUCCCACCCGUACGCCAAACGUUGCUCUUCUCGGCCACGCAAACGAAUACAGUGCAGGAUUUGGCGAGGCUUAACCUAAAGGAUCCUGUCUACGUGGGCUACGGAGGAGCGACGCCUGGCGAGGAACCCUCCGGCUCCAAAAAGAGCGGUCCGAGCACCGCUGUCUUGGCCGUGCCCGAGCUCCUACAGCAGAGUUAUGUGGUGCUGAACCUCGAGGACAAGAUCACCAUGCUGUGGUCGUUCAUUAAGAACCAUCUGAAGCAGAAGAUCAUUGUGUUUGUGUCCAGUUGCAAGCAGGCCAAGUAUCUGUACGAGAUCUUCUGCAAACUGCGUCCGGGUAGCCCGCUGCUGGCCCUUUACGGAACCCUCCAUCAGGAUCGUCGCAUUGCCAUCUACGAGGACUUCCUUCGCAAGAGCCACGUUGUGAUGUUCUCUACGGAUGUGGCAUCGCGUGGCCUGGACUUUCCGGCCGUCAAUUGGGUGGUGCAGUUGGACUGCCCGGAGGAUGUCUCGCAGUAUAUUCACCGAGCGGGUCGCUCUGCGCGAAACAAGACACGCGGUGAGUGCCUUCUUGUGCUAACACCCAGCGAGGAGGAGUACAUGAUUGGUGCCCUCAAGGAGCAGUUGAAUAUUAACAUCCGUUGUGUGCAAAUCGAUCCCAAGAAGCUCUUCUCGCCGCGCGUCAAGAUCGAGGCCUUCCUGGCCCAAUUCCCCGAGCUAAGGGCCACCGCUCAGCGUGCCUUCCUCUCCUACAUAAAAUCCGUGUUCCUUAUGCGCAACAAGCGAUUGUUCAAUGUCUUCAGCCUGGAUCUGGAUGCAUUUGCUCAAUCGCUGGGUCUAGCGGUUACGCCGCGCGUUCCGUUCCUUGAAAAAUUCCUUUGGCGGCAGAAGCUGCAGCAGCAGCAGAAGGAACAGGGCGAAGCCCCACCAGCUGUCAAUCCAGUGCUUACCAAGAUGACCAAACAACAGAGCUUUGGCGGCGGAGAAGAGGAUGAAGAUGAAAGCGAUGACGAAGACUUUAUCAAGGUGAAACGUAAGGAUCACGAUGUCGAAGGGGGAGCAGUGGAACUGGAUGAGGUGGAGGAUAAGGAGGAUGAGCCAGAGGGCCCACUUGUGGUGCCCAAGCGGGAGAAGCUAGUCACCAAGGCGUCGCUGGCCAAGAAGGCGCUGAAGAAGAACCUGCAGGUCAACUCCAAGCUCAAGUUCGAUGACGAGGGCGAAACGAUGGCCGAUGAUCGCAACCAAAUGAAGGCUCUGAGUGCCAGACAGCGAGCGGAGAACCAGGACGACGACGACGACGACGGAGGUAUCAAUCUGGUGCUCUCCAAGGCACUGCUGACCGAGGAGGAUCAGUAUGACAAGCAGCGAUUCCGGGAGCUGGUCAAGAAGCGACACAAGCUGCAGCGCGAGAAGCUGCGCAAGAAGACGGAGGAGGCCAAGGGCAGCGACGAGGAAGACGAGGAGGAAGAGGACCAGGAUGCCGAAGAUGCCGGCAGUGAGAGUGACCAUUCAGUGGACCUCUCCUGGCUGCCAGAUCCCGACAAGGUCUACAAAAAUAAGGCCAGCAAAUCUGAUCGAAGUGCAGAAGCGCAAUCGGAUUCUGAGCCGGAGUCAGGCGAUGAUGCAACCGACGAUGAUGCGGAAGUGGACGACGACGACGAAGAGGUCUCCGACGAUGAGCCCGCCUACAAAAAGUCGAAGCUUACGAACAAGAUGACUCUGAUGGACACGGAGGCCAUUGCGGCCAGUCUUCUGGGUAGCUAAGUUAGGGCCUCGUCUGUGUGAAUAAAUUAAUGCCAAUUAUUUUUAAAUAAUUUGUAAUUUAAUAGAAACUUGUUUUAAUUUUAAGUCAAUUUACCGCUUGUUCGUUUGUUGGUGACAAUUGAAAGCAAACAAUUUCCAUAGCAACAAAAAAAGAGUUUUGAAAUUGAAAAAAAUAAGAUUUUAAUUUCUUUUUCUAUAUAAAAUACUUAUUUUGCAAAGACAGAUCGUAACGAAUUUAGACUCACAGCAAAAAUUCAAAAUAUAUUAUAAGGCAAUGCAUAAAAUCGAAUUGAAAGGCUGUCCACGUAGUGACGAAGCACACCAUUGGUUUAUAGUGUACACAAUAGUAUGGAUUUUUGUUAGUUUUGGGGUCAAAUGCCGAAUUUGUCUAAUCUAUGACUAGAUUUUGGCGGUGAAACAUUGUUCUUAAAUGCGUUGUUAUCUCUGAAUUGAACUUAGUUUCGUUUUGAAUCGAAUACGUCAAGCACGUGUAAAAUAUUGAAGUCGUGGUUACGUUUCUGCUUUUGGAGGAUCUAGUUUCAGAAAGAACAGAGGUAAGGCUAGUCUUCUUAAUAUAAAAAGAAUUCACAUUAAAAACCUAUCUCAACAGGAUCUAAAAAAUAACAAAGUAAAUCACCUGAAAGAUAAAAGUUAUGUACCAUAUGAAGAUAUUAAAGAAUUUAAAGCGACGGGUGUUAAUUGCCAUUACAAGGAUGGAGGAUAAGGUUUGGCACCUGGAUGGACUUUGCAGAUCACGGGAACUACAAUUUAGACCCACUGUUUCUUGUCCACACGAUUCUUCCUCGCUUCCAACUUUGAAAUCACAACCAUCGUAUUGGUCAGCGAUUAUUACUAUGAAUUUGAUUUCAGGCUUAGCGGCGAUGAAAAAUCGUAUGAGCUAAAACCCUGGUGCUAGAUUUUGGUCUAGCAGACCUAGACCUUUUAUGUCUGAUAAGGAAUUCAAGGUACAGCCCAUAUGUGUGACUAUAAUGAUAGUUAAGCAUUUCAAGUUAUAUAA
Messenger RNA from Drosophila subpulchrella, 3585 nucleotides. RefSeq names its product probable ATP-dependent RNA helicase DDX10. The coding region runs from base 69 to 2567 and encodes 832 amino acids. The record is from RefSeq and is a predicted model, not a curated record. The transcript has 2 exons. Lineage: Eukaryota; Metazoa; Arthropoda; Insecta; Diptera; Drosophilidae. Gene Ontology annotation, cellular component: nucleus. Gene Ontology annotation, biological process: rRNA processing. Gene Ontology annotation, molecular function: nucleic acid binding; ATP binding; RNA helicase activity.